ACUUGUCCAGGCAGAGUGUGAUUGUAGUCUUAAAAGUUAAACAUUCUUUUUUCCAUCACUAAUUAUUGAUUGAUCUCGUCAGUUACAAAAUACAUUCAAAGUAUUUAACUGUUCUUGUCUUCCCUAACUUAAUUCCUUAUCUGUUUUUUAAACAAAUUUCGCGUUCGAUGGCCUCCCAGAACAGAGAUCCUGCUGCUAGUACCACUAGGAAAGAACCUAACAGCACAACUGCCAAAGACAACCAUUCUGUUAGCAAAAGACUACAGCAAGAACUGAUGGUACUUCUGUCUUCUGGUGAUAAUCGAGUAUCAGCAUUUCCUGAUGGAGAUAACCUCUUCAAAUGGAUUGGAACAAUAGAAGGUGCUCCUGGAACGGUCUAUGAUGGAUUACGGUUUAAAUUAGUUUUGCAAUUUCCAAGCGGGUACCCAUAUCAGGCACCAUCAGUUAAGUUUGAUACUGGGUGUUUCCAUCCAAAUGUUGAUGAACGUGGUAAUAUCUGUUUGGAUAUACUGAAGGAACAAUGGUCAGCGUUAUAUGAUGUGCGAACUAUUCUUCUGUCAAUUCAAAGCUUACUUGGAGAACCUAAUAACGACAGUCCUUUGAAUUCUUAUGCUGCUGAACUUUGGUCAGACCAAGAAGCAUACAAGAAACAUCUACUUGAACAUUAUGCAAAAAAUAAUAAAAAGAAAUUAUAAAAACAAAAUAGCAUAUUUAAAAAAAAUAUAUUACCAGAAUUGUGAGGUUGAGAUUGAAACUGAAUAAUGUUUAAUUGUUGGCUGUCAAGCUAUUCCAAAAUUGCUGCUUAUGGAUUGUUCCAUGGAAUUAUCCCUCUUUCAUUCAACAUACAUUUCUCUUGAAUUUCUUUCAUAUUGUUUCUGACUGACCAUGUAUCAAUGUGUAUACUUGUUUGUGUAAGUUCUUCCUAUACUUUUCUCUCCAUCUACAUCUCUGACUUUCUGUCUGUCUCUUGCCCUCUCUAUCUCUCUCAACCGCAUACACCAAAAUUUCAGUGAAUUACUGAUUUAGAAAAAAAAAAAAAAAGAAACAAAGCAUUCUGUUCACUUUCUUCAUGAGGUGUGACUGAUGAGACAUGAUAUCUAAGAGGGGAAAAAGACAUUGGUGAUACUCUUAAAUUUAUAUAUUGCUUUUAAAUCUCUCUCUCUCUCUCUCCAACAAUUUUUUCAAUAAUAGUACACAAUAUUUGUUACACCCUCUGUCAAAAAAGUGUAUAUAUUUAUUAUAUAUAUAUAUAUAUAUAUAUAUAUAUAUUAUAUAUGAAACCAACAUAUUUUGAAUCACAAAUGCAGACAUCUGUCUUUGUUUAUGUCAAUUCCUGGGAUUAAUAAUACCUGUUACUGUCAAGUGAAAGCUGUUGGUAAUGAAAGGAUUUUUCAUUUGUAUGACAGAGAAUGGGAUUUAUAAUGUGAUAAUGGGCAAUCUGUGAUUGUUGAGCAUUUAUCUACAUGUAUGAGUGGUUACUGUUAUUGUGUUCUAUUUCUUACAUUAGUUAGCUUACAGCAUUUAUUAUUUUUAAUUGCUAACAUUUCUUAAUCAUAAGGUAUUUUUUCUCUCCAUAUUUUUAUUACAAUAUUGCGGUUCUUUUUUGUGGGGUUUUUUUUAUACCUUUCUAUACACAUCAGAUUGCUAAUUGAUAGAGAAGUCCCAAUUAUAGUAAAAUUACUCUCAUGCAAAUCACUGUAUACUUUUUAUUUAUUCUAACACUUUUAGGUUCUUGGUAUUGGGUUAGAUAAAGGUCUUUUUCUUCUACAAAGUGAUAAUUUAUGAUCUAUCAUUCCAUGGACUUCAAAAUGGCUCCUUAAAUUUUUUUUCCUCUCUCCAGCAUGUGUAAAUAAAAUUUUAUAUUACACACUGUGUAUUUGGCAUUGAAUGACUGAAUUUUAUAAAUAAAAGAAUUUUGUUAUAUAUUUUAACUUUGAA
Messenger RNA from Octopus bimaculoides (California two-spot octopus), 1938 nucleotides. Its product is annotated as ubiquitin-conjugating enzyme E2 C. The record is from RefSeq and is a predicted model, not a curated record. Lineage: Eukaryota; Metazoa; Mollusca; Cephalopoda; Octopoda; Octopodidae.